GCCUGCGCAGACGCGCAGUCGUUUCGUCGUCGUCCGCGUAUGUACGUGUAUGUACGUUGUGCUUGAUUCGUCUUGCUUCAGCUGUUGUCUACCUGGCCUCGUGUACGUUUCGGUCGUCGUGUCGGCACGACUAUUUUUCGUGCAGAGGCGCGGAAAGAUAGGCAAGUAAUCCCGGUUCUUCGAAAAGAGCCGAGAACCGAGAUCCCGAAAGCCGCGCCGCUGACGAGGAAGUCACCCGACGGCGAUGACGGGGUUCACGGAGAGCGCCCUGGUCAAGCGACUGAUGGACUUGAACCCGUCGCAGCAGAGCAUCCAAACACUCUCGCUCUGGCUGAUACAUCACAGAAAACACCACCCGACCAUCGUGAAGAUCUGGUUCAAGGAGAUGUGUAAAGUGAAGGACAAUCGCAAGUUGAUGUUUAUGUAUCUGGCAAAUGAUGUCAUCCAAAAUAGCAAGAAGAAGGGACCAGAGUUUGGGAAGGAGUUUGAAACAGUGUUGCCGAAAGCCUUCGAGCAUAUGAAGGGUUUCGACGAAAAGACGCGAGAACGAUUAAACAGGCUAUUGCAGAUCUGGGAGGAGAGAGGUGUUUAUGACAAAGCACAGAUAGCCGAGUUUAAAGCAGCUUUCGCAGAAUCCGAAAAGGACUCUGCGCCACCGUCGAAAAAGAAAAUAAAAAUUGAGAUCGAGAAAGUCAAGAAGGAGAAGAAAGAAAGGAAAAAGUCCGAGACCGAAGUGGAGGUGGACGGUACCAAAGAGCUUCACGUGACGUUGAGCCCGCGCACUCCAGCUGGCGAUCCACCGGAAACCGAGGAGCUCAUCAAGGCUUUAAUGGAUCUGGAAAACACGGCGUCCUCGGAUGCCGGUGUCAGAGAGCGCAUCGCGUCCCUGCCGCCGGAAGUCUCGGAGGUCUCGUUACUCGCGAAUCUUGCCGAUCGAACAGCUGCGGAUCAGCUCAGCGCCGCAGUGAACGAGGCAGCCACGCUCUUGGCCGAUUAUAACGGACGAUUGCAAGCAGAGAUGGAGGACAGGAGAAGACUACUGACGAUGCUGCGAGACUAUACUUUGGCGCAGAGGCAACUACUUCAGCAGGCACAAAGCACUUUAGAAGACUAUAAGGAAAAGCUCAAGAAAGUGUGCGCCGUCCGGUCGGAGGUAAAGUCUCACAUCUCGAAUCUUCCUGAUUUGACGCAACUGCCCGACGUGACUGGCGGUUUGGCGCCUCUUCCUUCGGCCGGCGAUCUGUUUUCCAUGAACUAGUGUAAGCUCGCGUGCGCACUUGUGCGAGUAUCGUUUACAUAGUUUAUCGCUUUAGUCGAACGAAUAAAAAGGGAGAUGAAUUUCCCAAUUUGCAAGAUCCAUAGUACAUGAUCAUGAUCACAUGGUACGGAUUCGAACGAUAAUAAACGAUAAUGUGAGAUUCUAUUCGAUUAGAAUUUCAUGCUGUGGAAUUUUUAAAAAAACUCGAUACGUUUACGAGAAUACCAGCGUUGUAAGGUACAAAACAGGGAAGUACUAACGGGCAGAACAAGACUGGAACGUUACCACGGCUAGUGAUAUUGUAGUUCCCGGUUUUGUACUUUAACACGUUCCUUGCCAAGCCGCUUUUGAGUAGUUCUCAUUUUCAGGUCAUGUGUACCAAUGUACCAAAAACACGUUAUAGACGUUUGAUAAAUAUGUAAAAAAUUAUCAUUGUUUUCGCUGGUGAGCUGGGAAUUUACUUUUUAGUAGAGUAAAUAGUGAAACUUGAUGCAACUUGAGAAACAACGUCACAGAGCAUGUAAGAGUAAUACCAACAAUUAUUUUCUUGCGCUUUAUCUACCAAUGAUAAAAUAUCAUUGGCCUGAAAAUGAAUGUAUACCGAAAAUGGUACACGCGGCAGGGAACGUGCUAAAUAACGAGCAUAACGAGCCUAGCUCUCCUUCCUUUUAGCUCUCGCAAAGUACCGCGUCCGCGUAAAACUGAGGUAAACAAAUAAAUUGCUACAAGAAAUCUUAUAUAUAUUUAAACGGUGCGCGAAGUGACGAUACUUCUGCACUGCGAUGCUUGAUAACUUCGAAAUAUCCUCGUACGAUUCAUUUUAUAACUGCAGACGGAUGUGCCUCUGAAUAAUUGUGUCAUAUACAUAAUUAUUACGUAAUAUAUUAUACAAAGAGUGCUCAUUAUCCAGUCUACUACGUAAAAGAACCGUGAAGAAUCGCGAAGAAUAAGUAAAAGACGUGCGACCAUAGAGAAAUACUUCGGAAUGAUAAAUCGAAAUAAUUUGCGUAACAAUUGUUAAGUCUCGCGUGGAAUUCGUACAAUGGGGGCGGGUUGACUGACGGAUUAUUCAACUUGACGAUAAGGGCAUCUACGUACAUACCUCUUAAAAGUAACGGAGUGAAACUUCGCACACUGGACCUCCGUACCGCUAUCAGAGGUGUCUUACCACGUGUUUCUUGAUCUACGCAAUUGUGUACUAACGAUACUGCGUGAGGUUGGACAACUAUCACUUGUACAUAUUAUAUACUGUAGUGUUAGGUACCAUUUCAGAACUGACAAGACGCUCUUCGUGAACACUUGACUACGAACAAACAGUGGUUCACACAUAAAGAAGUAUAAUAUUGUAUAUGUAACUAUUUUAAAAAGACAAAUCGCGUGACUGUGUAUACUUGAAAAAAAAACCGAGAAAAAGAUUGUAAUAUGCGAAACAUUAAGUACGAAUAAAUGUUUUGAUCGUUAU
This is a messenger RNA of Ooceraea biroi (clonal raider ant), 2720 nucleotides long. RefSeq names its product regulation of nuclear pre-mRNA domain-containing protein 1B. Gene Ontology annotation, molecular function: RNA polymerase II complex binding. The record is from RefSeq and is a predicted model, not a curated record. Gene Ontology annotation, biological process: mRNA 3'-end processing. NCBI's taxonomy places the organism in Eukaryota, Metazoa, Arthropoda, Insecta, Hymenoptera, Formicidae.